AUGGAUACGUCGCCAAAAAGCAAGCUAGGUGACGAGUUUGUUAACCAUCUCAGAUUUCCUCGCCACUCCGAUUCGGUGUUUGUACAGGCAGAUUGGGAUCUCUGCUUGGAUAUUGAGGAAUGCAUCAAGAAGUCGAAGAAAAACAAAGAAAGUGAUAAUGGCUCCCUGGUCUCUGCAACGCCUACAGUUCCUACACUGCCUGCCAAGCUUGUCAAGUCCAUCGAAUUUGUUGAGCCUGUUGAGACACGCGAGGCAAAAAGCAGUCCUCGAGGAACUCGUCGUCCCUUGCUCACGCUCGAUUCCGAAGAAGGUAGCUUCACAAUGUCUCCACCUAUGAAAAAGGCGAGAGUGGAUUCUGUUCCAGAUUCUUGUCCUAGAGGUUCCUAUCGUGAUUUGUUCUCGCCCAUGUCUCCACGUAGCAGACCAUUCGACCCUAUUAUGUGGUUUUCUACCCCCAAGAACGCCGUUCAAUCAGUCCAACCCGUACAUCCUACACCUGAAAAAUCUUCAACCAAGUCCUCAAUUUCCCAUAAUUCUCGCAAAGGAAGCACAGGAUCCAGCGGUCGGCGUAGCGGGGCAAACGGACAGGAUUUCAUUAUUUACGAGGACAACGCUGAAGAUGAGAUAAGCAACCAGUUGAUUAUGAGCACAUCCUGGUUCCCCAUCUUUGCAGACAACGAUAAAGAGAACAAGCCUGUUGAGUAUAGUACGGAUGAGGAGGAUGUUACUGAAGUCGUCGUGACUGAAGCCUUUGAAGACAGUCAAACUAGACGUUCAGUACUUGGCGAAAUACACAAUGAUUCGGCCCCUGAAUUAUUUCGAGAUGACUAUCUCUCUCAAGGACCUGACCAGGUAUUCUUGCCUGCGGAUGAUGACUAUGAGGACGACGAAAUUAUCGGACUGGCAGAUAGUGAGGAAUACCUGCUAGAAGAAUAUUACGCCGAAGAUUUCUACAUUGACGAAUACGACGACGGCUACGCUACUGAUGGCGACUUUUGA
This is a messenger RNA of Talaromyces proteolyticus, 999 nucleotides long. RefSeq lists its product as uncharacterized. NCBI's taxonomy places the organism in Eukaryota, Fungi, Ascomycota, Eurotiomycetes, Eurotiales, Trichocomaceae. The transcript is spliced from 3 exons. The coding region runs from base 1 to 999 and encodes 332 amino acids. The record is from RefSeq and is a predicted model, not a curated record.